CCACACGGUUGGAUGCCGUGGCGAGAGCGACGGAGGCCAGUGAAGUUCAUCCGACUUGGAGUUGCUCCGUCAGUCCUCGUCAAGCUCUCACCUACCAAAUCCUAUAAAUUGAGACGAGCGGCCGCCCGAAGCCAGUACCGCACUGCACGAUUCCUUGCUCAUAUCCAGGAAACCUUCCUCUUGUUUGUUGUUCUGCGAGGAGAGAAACCCAGGGAGGGGAAAGGCCAAGGGGGCGGGUGAUGGCGCCGAAGAGAGAGCUGGUCCUGGCGGCCUGCGCCGGCCGGGAGGCGGCGAAGCGCCUGCGCGUUGGGGUCCAAGGAACUCCCUCCGCCGGCGGCAGCCAGCCGGCGCCGCCGUCGCCCGGGACGCGGCUGCUGCGGCAGACCGUGCUCGUCAUGCUCUUUCUUCUGCGGAUGAGCGAGAGGAUCACGGUGACGGAAAGCAUCUCGCAGAUUGGUCGCAUGGUCCAGAAACUUCACAAGGUUCAGAAUCUUAUCAUGAGCAAGCUGGACAGUUUACAGUAUCAGAUGGAGGGUAUUAGCCAUGAAGUGAAGAAAUUGUCAUGCUCGCGCUCCAAUCACCAUGCUGAUCAAGACCAAAGAAACGAGCCGGGCCUGGACUGUACCACUGCCAGUGGAUGGAAUGCAAACAUCCACCUGCGUUUCCGGAAUGACCUGAAGACCCCUAUUUACACAGAGAAGAACAUAACAGCUGAAGGCGAUCAGCCUAUCAGGAUUGGCAUGUUUGAAGGUGACAACAUGAUCACAGGCGGCCCUCUUUCAAAGGCGAAAAUUGAGAUCUUGGUUCUCCGAGGCGACUUUCCCGACGAUGGCAAGGAGAGAUGGACUGAAGAAGAGUUCAAUAGCUACAUAGCGCAAGGCCGGGAUGGGCAAGGGUCUGUGUUGGUGGGUAAUUACCGUCUACGGUUGAACAAUGGUGAGGCCUUCUUAAAGAAUAUCCGUUUCAAAGAAGGAUCAUGCAGGACUCCCAGUAGGAAGUUUGUUGUCGCAGCAAGAAUAUGCGUGAGCGAAAAGACCAAUGUGCGAGUUCAUGAAGCUAUCAUGAAGUCCGUCCCUGUGCUGGAUCGUAGGAAUGCAGCAAAUGAGAAGAGGCACCCUCCGAAAUUGAGUGAUGAAGUGUAUCGUCUGGAAGAAAUUGCCAACGGUGGAACUUACCACAAGAGGCUUAAGAACAAGCAUAUCUUCACUGUGGAGGACUUCUUGAAGACUUUGAAUAAGGACGCAAACUAUCUACGCAAAGAAGUUCUCCUGAUAAACAAGCCACACAGCCCUUGGGAGAAAAUGGUUAAGCAUGCCAGGGAGUGCUGUCUCAAAGACAGGCAUGAGCUCAAAGCAUAUCACAAUGAGGGAAACGUGGUGAUCUUCUUCAACUGCGUGUAUGAUCUCAUCGGAGCAGAGUUUGCUGGUGAUUAUAUCACACAGAACAAUUUUGAUUCAGAUAGUAAGGCUCUAGCCAAUGAGUUGAAAGAGCGUGUGUGUGAUAAAUUGGACAGCCUCCCGUUUAACUACAAGAUGAUUGGCGAUCUUCCUGUACCAGUAACUUCUAGCACAAAUUCUUCUGCUGGUGCAUCCAUUCUUGCACCAGAUGCAGCACUUCAAGCAAGCAAAAGCCAGUGCGAUGAUAGGAACAACCAUGCUAGCAACUCAUUCUAUCAGAAUCCAAACUUCAGCUCCAGUUCAUCUAUUCAUGAUUAUCAGAACACUGUUGGCGCACAUUAUUGCCAAGGUGAAGGGAUUCCAUCACUUUGUCACCAACCCUCAACCUCAGUGGCGCCUUAUUGGCAGCAAGAUCUGGGACCAAUUAAUUCGACUUACAGAACAAAUGUGACCAGUGCUUCCAUGCAUCACCCAUUCAAUGGGUGGUACACAGAUCUGAAAGCAACUGAAUGGUCCCUUGAAUCGAAGUGCUAUGUCAGAGUACAAAUCAGUACAUCAACAGCUUAUAUAUGUGUGCUCGUUUCGCAGUGGGAUUACGGUACACCGGGCUGCUGCUUCCAAGGUCAAGUGAACAACCAUGGCCAGAUGCAAGCUCCCUUUGGCGGCAUCGCCUUGGAGGCGUCAACUUCUGCUCAACACAACCUUAUGCCACACCAAUUGCCUCCUUAUUUCCAAGGAAACAUGCCUGAGCUACGCUGCUCUGAGGAUCUGCCAAACCCUGUUGCUGAACCAUCAUCAUGGAGAAACGAUGGUAUCCCUGAACCAUCGCCGUUCAGGGAUACCAACCUGACAGAUGACUCACCUUUUGAAGGAUCAGGUCAAGUGAACAACCAUGGCCAGAUGCAAGCUCCCUUCAAUGGCAUCGCGUUCGAGACGUCAACUUCUGCUCAACACAACCUCCUGCCGCAACAAUUUCCUCCUUAUUUCCAAGGAAACAUGCCUGAGCUACAUUACUCUGAGGAUCUGCCAAACCCUGUUGCCGAACCAUCGUCAAGCGACAAUGGUAUCCCCGAACCAGAGCCUAGCACCCGUGCAUUUCAAGGACCAGGGUAUGGAAACUUUUAGCAAGCAGCCAUACUCUGCAAUGCCUUUUGGGUUGUGUAAGUAGUAUAUGUGAUGUUUUACGCAGUGCAGUAUAGAUUCAGUUACCACUUCAUCUAUGUAUAGGUUUCAUGGACAAAUGUUUACCCUAGUGCAUUAUGUGCCCCACUGAUGUAAAUUGAUCCAAAGUUAUGUUCUAAAUAUAUUUCCCAACA
This is a messenger RNA of Brachypodium distachyon (stiff brome), 2713 nucleotides long. Its product is annotated as calmodulin-binding protein 60 C. Gene Ontology annotation, cellular component: nucleus. The coding region runs from base 240 to 2522 and encodes 760 amino acids. Gene Ontology annotation, biological process: regulation of salicylic acid biosynthetic process. The transcript is spliced from 13 exons. NCBI's taxonomy places the organism in Eukaryota, Viridiplantae, Streptophyta, Magnoliopsida, Poales, Poaceae. The record is from RefSeq and is a predicted model, not a curated record. Gene Ontology annotation, molecular function: DNA-binding transcription factor activity; calmodulin binding; sequence-specific DNA binding.